CCGCUGACUGGUGAUCACUGACUCUAGCAUGGCGCCUGGCAGAGAAUGGAAGGGCAAAGAUUAUUUGGAAGGAUGAAUUGUGGACGAUAUUCCUGUUUUCUCCAGUAAAAUACUGAUUAAACUCGUGUGUAGUGUUAUGGCUCACGUAACUGCAGACUGGACUCCACUUGGAGAUGUGUUUUACCGUAAGCAAGAACUCUACUCCAUGACAUGGAAUCUGAAUGAUGUUGAUUUGUCAAAGUUCGGGAAGGCUGCCUCGCCAUUUGGAGGCCCUAUAGCACUUGUACGUGAGACUACCCAGAUUCAAGUGAAGCCUUUAAUCUAUAUCUUCUCUUCUGCUGGCAAGGAACUGUCAAAGAUUUCAUUUGAUGGUGGAAGACUUAUCCAUAUUGCAUGGACGGCAAGUGAAGAGCUCAUGUGUAUAGCAGUUGAUGGAAGUGUCAGCCUUUAUGACAUUCAUGGCACAUUUUUUAGGACUUUCACCAUGGGCCAUGAAGCUCAGAUGUCUCAAGUAAUCGAGUGCAGAGUAUUCCGAAGUAGUGCAGGGACAGGCCUGGCCAUCUUGACAGGAAGUUAUCAUUUUAUUGUUACCACCAACAUUGAUAACGUCAGAUGCAAGCAGUUUGCUGAUCCCCCAGGUCUGAAUGCUCCUCCAAGUAGUUGGUUGGUUUUGCCCCAAGACAGACGGGCUGAUCUUCUUGUUGCAAUUGACAACCAACUCUUCCUGAUCAACAAACUAGAUGUUCAGCAAAUGUCUGUUACAUUCAGUGAACCUGUAAAUUCAAUAACAGAGAUGGCACUGUCAUUUAAUGGUGCAUAUUUAGCACUCUUCACUGAUUCAGGACUUCUAUGGAUAGGGUCUGCUGAUCUGCAGAAAGUUUACUGUGAGUUCAAUGCUCAGUGUACCUCAAGACCAAAGCAACUUUCGUGGUGUGGGACUGGUGCAGUGAUCUGUUACUGGAGUGACUACUUAGAUGUUAUUGGCCCAACUAAAGAUGUCACUAGAUACUACAUGGACAGUGAGGUUUAUUUGGUGGAAGAGCCAGAUGGAGUGCGUAUCAUUGGAGGUGAUAAUCACGAAUUUCUGCAGAAAGUCCCAGUUGCUGUUGAGAAUGUGUUCAAGAUUGGUUCAAUGGAGCCAGGUGCCAUGCUAUUUGAUGCUGCUAAAGAAUUCGAGAGGAAGAGUGCACGUGCUGAUGAAUAUGUACGCAUGAUCAAGGAUCGCCUGCCGGAUGCUGUUGAACAGUGUAUCCAGGCUGCCGCUGCUGAAUAUGAGCCUGCAAUCCAGCGUAAUUUGCUCAGGGCAGCAUCUCUGGGAAAUAGCUUCCUCGAUCAUAAACAGCCAAGAGUGUUCGUUCAGACCUGCCAGACACUGCGUGUGCUGAACGCUGUGCGAGAUUUCAAUGUCGGCAUCCCCCUGACAUAUGCACAACUGGAGCUCCUGACCUUACGAGUGCUAAUAGACAGACUUGUUCUACGCCGUCAUUACUGCCUUGCCAUAAGAAUCUGUGACUACCUAAAAAUCCCCAAGGCGGAGGGUACCAGCCGGAUUCUUGGUCACUGGGCAUGCUUUAAGGUUCAGCAACAGGAUUCUGAUGAAGAGAUAGCUCAUGCCAUUAACGCCAAGUUGUGCAACUCCACUGGUAUCUCCUACACGGAAAUCGCAUCAAAAGCGCUUGAGAAAGGGAAACCGGAGCUGGCUACAAAGCUCUUGGAUUACGAGCCUAAGGCUGCCGACCAAGUCCCACUAUUGAUGAAGAUGAAUAAGGACAAGGUUGCCCUCGAGAAGGCUGUACAAAGCGGCGACACUGACUUAGUUUAUAUGGUGAUCAUGAAGCUUAAAAAGGACUUGAAACUUGGUGAAUUUUUAUUGGAACUAAGCAAGUGCCCUGUCGCACUGAACCUCUACAUGAAGUUCUGCAAGGAAAAUAAUCCCAACGACUUAGAGAGUAUAUACUUGAUGCAGAGCCAAUUCAUGGACUUAGCCAACAUGUCCGUACGGAAAAGCAUCAACAAAGAAUUGGUAAUUCAAAAUAACGUAGAGUCGAAAAUGGAUUGCUUGUCUGACGCCAAGAUGAACUACACAAAAGCCGGAAAUGUUAUUUAUACAAAGAUAACAGAGGAGCAAAUGAAACUUCUUGAUGAUCAGUCGCGGCUUGAGAAAGAGCAACAUCAAGAAUUCAAAAACACGUCGCUGAGCGACACUAUAGAAAAGUGCAUCGAACUGGGGCAUCUGAAGGAUGCAGAGAAGCUCAGGAAGGAUUUCAAAGUCCCGGAUGUUCAUUACCAUUGGGUCAAGGCCAAGGCCCUUGCAGGCAGUAGGAACUGGACCGAGCUUGAGAAGUUUUCCAAGUCUCGAAAGUCCCCAAUUGGAUAUGAGCCUUUCGUAGAUUUCUGUCUACAGCAAAACCAUCGGAUAGAGGCUGAAAAAUACAUAGCGAAGGUUCAACCAGAGAACAAGGCCAAAUAUUACCUAAAGAUUGGGAAGCUUGAAGAGGCCGCUGAUGCAGCGUUCAACCUGAAAGACGAGGAGGGCUUGCAGCUCGUACUCAAGAAAUGCGAUAAAGGCAAAUUAGCCCAGCGUAUCCACGACAUGCUUAAUACGCUAGCACAAAAAAGAUAGAACGUUUUGAGUGUUCUGAGUGAAAAGAUUUAUGUUCACUAGAUCUGUUGCAACCCUGCUCAAGAGAAUUCCUUUUCAUCACCUAAAUCAUUGAUUUGGUUAAUUUUAAAUCCAUAAAUCUAUGAUCUGAUAGAAAUGGAGUAUAGGUGAUAAUAGGUGGCGUUUGCGUAAAUGUAGAAAAUGCAUCCAGAGAGAUUGAGACUCGAAAAGAAAUUAUAAUUUUCAUAAGCUUCCAACUGUGAAUGGCCUUUGUUUGCAAAUGUUUCGCAAGAACCUGAAGAAAACAUUAUUCCCAGUUUGAUCUUUCUAUGUUAGGUGGAAUAAUACAAGGCAUACCCGCAUAUAAGAACAUUAAAAGUUAGCCACUACAAUAUA
Nematostella vectensis (starlet sea anemone) is the source of this 2998-nucleotide messenger RNA. Its product is annotated as vacuolar protein sorting-associated protein 16 homolog. Gene Ontology annotation, biological process: intracellular protein transport; vacuole fusion, non-autophagic; endosomal transport. Bases 137 to 2623 code for a protein of 828 amino acids. The transcript is spliced from 24 exons. The record is from RefSeq and is a predicted model, not a curated record. Gene Ontology annotation, molecular function: actin binding. NCBI's taxonomy places the organism in Eukaryota, Metazoa, Cnidaria, Anthozoa, Actiniaria, Edwardsiidae. Gene Ontology annotation, cellular component: HOPS complex; lysosomal membrane; cytoplasm.